AUGUCUGAACUACCCAAGUUUCGCAACCUCUCCUUGGACAAACAGGGCAAUGUCUUCAUCAUUACCAUGCAGAAGCCGCCAGAGAACCGGCUGAACUCUUGGUAUUGCCAGGAGAUAAUCCGGGCAUUCCAUACUAUCCAAAAGAUCUUGGGACCAGAUGCAGAGGGUGCUGUGAUCACUCGCGGGUGUGAUACGAAGUUCUGGUGUACUGGAUUAGAAUUAGACGAAGCAGAUACCAACCCCUUCGCAAAUACUGAUGGAUUCUACCCGAUGCUGCACACUAUCCUUGACUUCCCAUAUCCCACCAUCGCCCUGAUUACCGGUCAUACGUUUGGUGGUGCAUGCCCGUUUGCCCUAGCUCACGACUACCGGGUGAUGAAUUCGAAGCGGGGGUUUUUCUGCAUGCCCCCUGUCAAUCUAGGAUUGCACUUUGACGGCAUCGGAUCCCUGCCGCGCCUCAAACUUCGACCAACUGUUGCAAGGAAGAUGCUACUCGAGGGACAUCGUUGGACAGGCCGCGAGGCCUUGCAAGAUGGAAUUGUCGAUGCAAUUGCUGAGCCCGACGACAUGUUCCGCGUAGCACUCGAAUUGGCCAACAAGUGGGCCCCGAAGGCCAAGAUGGGAGUAUACGGUCUGCUUCGCUACGAGCUCUGGGGUGACGCCAUCCGGCAGUUCCAGCGUAUCUCUUAUGUCCACAGUCGUCAGACAUCGUUGCCUGCGAGGGCUAAAGUGUAA
Messenger RNA from Aspergillus terreus NIH2624, 735 nucleotides. RefSeq names its product enoyl-CoA hydratase/isomerase family protein. Gene Ontology annotation, molecular function: delta(3)-delta(2)-enoyl-CoA isomerase activity; enoyl-CoA hydratase activity. The record is from RefSeq and is a predicted model, not a curated record. Gene Ontology annotation, cellular component: peroxisome. Gene Ontology annotation, biological process: fatty acid beta-oxidation. Lineage: Eukaryota; Fungi; Ascomycota; Eurotiomycetes; Eurotiales; Aspergillaceae. The transcript has 4 exons. The coding region runs from base 1 to 735 and encodes 244 amino acids.